UUGCGGAUGUGGGACUGGCUUACCAGCAGUACAAACAGCACAAAAAUGGCCGGCCAAAGUGCAGCAGCUAAGCUAAGCUUUAAGAUUCUUGGCUGGUGCAUGAUAGUUUUCGGAGGACUUUGUGGAGUGCUUGCAUUGAUCUUUACAGUCGUCAAGAACCCACGCACGGCCUUCAAAAAGACUCCAAGAGAUGUUCCCCCUAAGUGCCUGCAGGACUCGUCUCUGGGUAGUCACGAGUACGUGAGAGCCAAUGGGAUCAAGUUUCACUAUGUCUGCGCUGGGGACAAGUCCAAACCUCUCAUGCUCUUCCUGCAUGGCUUCCCAGAGUUUUGGUUCUCAUGGCGAUACCAGAUGAAUGAGUUCAGCAAGGACUUCAGAGUGGUGGCCAUCGACAUGAGAGGCUACGGAGAGACGGAGAGACCACCUAACAAGUUGGACUACACCUUCAGCAAGCUCAAACAAGACAUUGUCGAGCUCGUCCCAGCACUGGGCUACUCCAAGUGUACACUAGUGUCACAUGACUGGGGAGGUGUGGUUGCAUGGCGCGUGUUGUCCAGAUAUCCCGAGCUUAUUGAGAGAUUCAUCGUCAUGAAUUGCCCCCAUCCAAAAGUGUAUGCGAUGAAGCUGGCCAAAGACUGGAAGCAACUGUUCAUGUCGUGGUACAUCUUCAUGUUCCAAAUACCCAAAUUGCCGGAGCUAAUAAUAAGCAUGAAUGACUUCGAGACCAUGAAGGGAAUGUUUAUUAAUGGUACUAAGAAUCCGGACAACUUUCCUCCGGAGGUUUUGAAGGCUUACUUGUACACCUUCGCCCAACCAGGUGCUCUCACGGCCGCCAUUAACUACUACCGCUGCAUGUUCAAGACCGAAAAGAGUAAGGCCACUGACACCACCCCUCCCCCUAAGAAGAUUGAGGUGCCCUGUCUAGUCAUUUGGGGCGAUGAUGACACUGCUCUGAGCCACGACAUGGCUGACAUGCACGAGGCGGUUGUUGCCAACCUCACGGUGAAGCACAUCCCAAAUUGUAGUCACUGGGUACAGCAGGAUGCCCCCGAAACUGUCAAUCAGUACAUGAGUGAGUUCCUGGCUGACUCGAUUGCCUCAAGGUGAUUGGUGAUUGACACACACUGCUGAUUUUGUGUGUAGUGUUGCUACUUUUGUAGAGCUAUAGUCAGUGUUAGUGGCGCAUGAACUUCAAUAGUGAUUUAUCUAUAACUAUUUGUGAUGUUGUUGCCUUAGUUACCACUGCAAAGAUCAACAUUCCUGUGCUAUGUACAUGUAUUUGCAUUUUACAAUUUUACACAAGA
Messenger RNA from Halichondria panicea, 1304 nucleotides. RefSeq names its product epoxide hydrolase 4-like. The transcript is spliced from 9 exons. Bases 7 to 1107 code for a protein of 366 amino acids. Lineage: Eukaryota; Metazoa; Porifera; Demospongiae; Suberitida; Halichondriidae. The record is from RefSeq and is a predicted model, not a curated record. Gene Ontology annotation, molecular function: hydrolase activity.